AGCAGCCCAGCAGGCAGCAGUGUCUCCUUUUCACUGCCCGCCUCCGCCCUCCUGGCUGCAGCUCUCUUUCUUCUCCGCGAACUCGCCGUAUGUUUGGUCCCCCCACACAAACCCCGAAAAAGCCCCUCCGCCGGUGCUCCGCCUCCAUUCCUCCCGACCUCCACCCCCAUGGCGGCACACGAGGCCUCCGCUAGCGGAGGCGAGGGCGCGCGCCGCCCGCCGCCGCGUCCCGCGCUCUCCCUGCCCCCGCGUGCCGCCGCCGAAUCCUUUUUCGCCGCCGCCGGCUCCGCUGCCGAGUCAAGCCCCGGCCCUCUCACCCUCGCCGCCGCGCUCUUCCCCGACAUGCCCUCCCCGGCCUUCCACGGCUCCUUCACCCAGCUCCUCGUCGGCGCCAUGGGUUCCCCAGCCGCAUCCUCCGCCAGCGGCCCUUCCCCUCCCUCGCCGUUCCCCGUGCCACCGGGGCUCAGCCGCACCGCUCUCCUUGGCUCUCCCUCGCUUUUCUCCCCUACGGGGAAUUUUGAAAUGUCCCAUCGACAAGCCUUAGCACAAGUAACAGCGCAAGCAGUCCAUUCUCAGUACACUAUUGUUAAUCAAGCAGACUACCCGCUCCCUUUCUCGUCGACAACUUCAGCUUUCACAUCACAGCAUGUAAACUCUUCUGCAAACAUUACAUCAACGGAGGAGACACCAACCCCACCAUCACUUACAGGUAAUAGCAACUUCAAACCAAAUGAGGUUUCACAAGGAUUCCAAACAUCCGCUCUCACUGUGGAUAAACCUGCUGAUGAUGGCUACAAUUGGCGGAAGUAUGGCCAGAAGGCAGUUAAAGGUGGGGAGUAUCCAAGGAGCUACUAUAAAUGCACCCAGGCGGGCUGUCCAGUUAAGAAGAAAGUGGAGCGCUCAGCAUGUGGAGAGAUUACUCAAAUAAUUUAUAGAGGACAGCAUAACCACCAACGUCCACCGAAAAGGAGGUCUAAAGAUGGUGGUAGUUUACUAGAUGAAGUGGAUGAUUUCCAUGAGAAUGGAGACACUUUGAAUAGAUCAGAGCAAGGAUCUCAAGACCACUCUGCAAAAUUUGAGGUAUCAAAUGAUGGCAUCACGGUUCCUUCAAUGUCUAAGAGGGCAGAGGGGGAUGAUCAAUCGUCAGGCUCAAGUGAUAGUGAGGAGAAGGCUUGUGAUGAAGCAGGGGCGGACAACGGAGAUGGUGGUUCUACGAAUGCAAAGAAGAGGCAUGUUCCAGCUCCAGCUCAAAGGAUCAUUGUGCAAACAACUAGUGAGGUUGAUCUUUUGGAUGAUGGCUACAGGUGGCGCAAGUAUGGGCAGAAAGUGGUAAAAGGGAAUCCUCAUCCAAGGAGUUACUACAAAUGCACUUUCCAAGGAUGUGAUGUAAAGAAGCAUAUCGAAAGAUGUUCACAAGACUCGACGGAUGUGAUAACUACAUAUGAAGGCAAGCACAGCCAUGAUGUACCAGCAGCUAGGAACAGCAGCCAUGCUUCUAAUGCCAAUGCGUCAUCUUCCAGCAGCUUACGGCACAGAGCGCAGAAUACGGCAUCAAGUAGCCAACCAUCGCUGCGCAGAUCAGCAUUACGUACAGCUUCGUCAGAUUCUUCUCUACAGCUAAAAGAAGAAAAUGAGAUAACAUAAACAUUUGGAGGGUAGCCAGGUAAUUUAUUCUGUUCUCUCAGCCCAAUUUCUGGCUGUGCUCCUGCAUUUGGCUUCAAUGAAGAGGAAGAUACCCUUCCAUGAGCUUGCAUGCAGUCUGUUUUGCAGCACUGCAUCUUGGAUACUGUGCUUACAUUGGUUCUAAAUUGUAUUGAUCCCUAGUCCACGGAAAAACUAUAGGCGACAGAGGUUUCGUUGUUCCAAGUGUAUAUGCUCGUUUUGAGACUCUACCUGAUAGCCUGACUUGUAGAUACGCUCGGUUCCUACCAUACCUCUGUAAGUGUUAGUCGACAGGAUGUAUUGAAGGUAUAAUCAAGGAGGAAUGCGAUGUUUUGCCGUGAACCUUCUCCAGUUA
Brachypodium distachyon (stiff brome) is the source of this 2017-nucleotide messenger RNA. RefSeq names its product probable WRKY transcription factor 4. Gene Ontology annotation, molecular function: DNA-binding transcription factor activity; sequence-specific DNA binding. The record is from RefSeq and is a predicted model, not a curated record. The transcript is spliced from 4 exons. NCBI's taxonomy places the organism in Eukaryota, Viridiplantae, Streptophyta, Magnoliopsida, Poales, Poaceae. Gene Ontology annotation, biological process: regulation of DNA-templated transcription. The coding region runs from base 169 to 1644 and encodes 491 amino acids.